This is a messenger RNA of Arabis nemorensis, 1443 nucleotides long. NCBI's taxonomy places the organism in Eukaryota, Viridiplantae, Streptophyta, Magnoliopsida, Brassicales, Brassicaceae. The record is from the annotation of a GenBank genome assembly.
AUGGAUCUGAAUCGAACUUUACGCAUCGUUUCUGCUGUUUUCAUGGUGUUGAUUCAAUUUGCUUCCGGUAACUUCGUGUUUAAUGUAACGCAUAAGUUCGCCGGUAAGGAGAAACAGUUAUCUGAGCUCAAAUCUCACGAUAGUUUCCGUCACGCUCGUAUGCUUGCGAACGUCGAUCUCCCUCUCGGUGGCGAUAGUCGCGCUGAUUCCAUCGGUUUAUACUUCACCAAAAUCAAGCUCGGGUCUCCACCAAAGGAAUACUAUGUUCAAGUUGAUACAGGGAGUGAUAUACUUUGGGUCAAUUGUGCACCUUGUCCCAAAUGUCCUGUGAAAACUGAUCUCGGUAUACCUUUAUCAUUGUAUGACUCAAAAGGUUCCUCCAGUUCAAAGAAAGUUGGCUGUGAAGAUGAUUUUUGCUCGUUUAUUAUGCAAUCGGAAACUUGUGAAGCCAAGAAAAAGCCAUGUAGUUAUCAUGUGGUGUAUGGAGAUGGAAGCACAAGUGAUGGGGAUUUUGUGAGGGAUAACAUUACUCUUGAACAAGUUACUGGUAAUCUUCGAACUGCACCCCUCGCGCAGGAAGUAGUAUUCGGUUGUGGAAGUAAUCAGUCUGGACAACUUGGGCAGACUGAUUCAGCAGUUGAUGGAAUUAUGGGUUUUGGACAAUCAAAUACCUCUAUCAUUUCACAACUAGCUGCCGCGGGAGAUGUGAAGAGAAUUUUUUCACAUUGCUUGGACAAUAUGAAUGGAGGUGGGAUUUUUGCUAUUGGAGACGUGGAAUCUCCAGUAGUGAAAACAACUCCUUUGGUUCCUAAUCAGGUACAUUACAAUGUUAUCUUGAAGGGAAUAGAUGUGGAUGGUGAUCCUGUCGACCUUCCACCAAGUCUAGCUAGUUUUGGCGGGAAUGGAGGAACCAUAAUUGACAGUGGUACAACUUUAGCUUACUUACCACAAACUCUGUACACCUCACUAAUUGAAAAGAUUACUGCUCGGCAACCGGUGAAACUGCACAUGGUACAGGAGACUUUUGCGUGUUUCAGUUUCACUUCAAACACAGAUAAAGCGUUUCCGGUAGUCAAUCUUCAUUUUGAAGACUCACUCAAACUGACUGUUUAUCCGCACGAUUAUCUUUUCUCACUUCGUGAAGAUAUGUAUUGCUUUGGUUGGCAAUCUGGUGGAAUGACAACUCAGGACGGAUCCGAUGUGAUCCUUUUGGGAGAUUUGGUACUUUCAAACAAGUUAGUAGUAUAUGAUCUGGAGAAGGAGGUCAUUGGAUGGGCAGAUCACAACUGUUCGUCAAGCAUCAAAGUGAAAGAUGGAGCUGGAACGUCGUACUCACUCGGAGCAGACAAUCUCAUAUCAUCAUCGGAUUCUUCAGUGAUGAACGGAACAUUUGUAACAUUAUUGUCAAUACUAAUUUCGGUUUUCUAUUGUUUUACUUCAUAA